This is a messenger RNA of Manihot esculenta (cassava), 1272 nucleotides long. Its product is annotated as peroxisomal membrane protein 11A. Gene Ontology annotation, biological process: peroxisome fission; regulation of peroxisome size. The transcript has a single exon. Bases 155 to 946 code for a protein of 263 amino acids. Lineage: Eukaryota; Viridiplantae; Streptophyta; Magnoliopsida; Malpighiales; Euphorbiaceae. Gene Ontology annotation, cellular component: peroxisomal membrane. The record is from RefSeq and is a predicted model, not a curated record.
AUUUUUACAGCUCAACGCUGCCGUUUUGCUUGCUCAUAACUCAGGGGAAGAAUAUCAUCCAACGGCGUCGUCUCAGUUUUCUUCUGAAAAUUUUCCUUCCUCGUUCUCGGGCGCUUUCCCAGUUCUCUCUCUCUCUCUCUGCUGCUGCGGUUCCAUGGAUUCAGAGACUUCAACUCAGAAACCGGUGAUCACUCCGGCACCAAUCCCUAAAAACCUAGCGCGACCUACCACAACCAAAGACAGAGACUUCCUCAACCACCUUGAAGUUUACCUAGCUAAGCGAGAUGGCGUGGAUAAGCUCCUUAAGAUCUCUCGCUACGCCUCCAAGAUCAUUUUGGCUUCCUCAGCUCUUCCUGAAUCGCUAAUUCUAACUCAGCGUUUGAAGAGCUUCGAGUCUAGCGUAGGACUCAGUCGCAAAGCCUUUCGACUUGGGAAAUUUGUGCAGGACGUCAACACUCUGAGAAACUCUAGUUUCGACUCAAAACAAGAAAUUGUCCUCUCCAUCAUUGCUUAUGGAGGCGAAGGCUUGUAUUAUUUUGUUGAACAGUUCGUUUGGCUGGCUAAAGCAGGCUUGAUCGAUAGCAAACACUCGAAAAAAUUGGGAAAAAUCAGUGCCUGGUUUGAAUUUAUUGGAUACACAGGCAGUAUUUCUCUCAAAUUUAGGGAUUUGAAGAAAUUAAAUGAAGAUGAGAUCUGUUUGGAAUCUUCCAUUGAGGUUGCCGUUUUGAGAGGGAAUGGGUAUCAAGCAGAAGAAGAGAAGAUGAGGAAGCUGAGAGAGAAGAAGUUGAUGAAGAAACUUUCGAUUAUACAGGACUUCGCUGAUGGGUUAAUGGCGUUAGCAGAUAUUCGAGACGGGAAGGGGCAGCUCUCGGCGCCGGUCUUGGUGUCGUUUGCAGGACUCGUGUCUGCCUUGAUUAGUACUCACAAGAACUGGGUCUCUUGCUGAGUUUGGAAUAAUUUCAAAAGGUACGACUGUUGAAGAAUUAGGCUUCUUUUACAUUUAUUUAGUUUGUGGAAUUAAGGUUUAUUGUUAGCAGCUGCAUAAUUGAGAUAAAGGAAAGGGUGAGAAAACUCUUUUGCUGUUGGGAUAGGAAAUAAAACAUGUUCUCCACUGAAGCACUGGAACUCUCUUGUUUCUAAGCUUCUUUCUUUUUCAUAAUAAUAAAUUCAUACAGUCACAGAGGAUCAAUAUGGAUCAUGUUUAAUGUUUAUAUCAUUCAUGAACAGAAAUGCAAAAGUUUGGUUUCUUCUCUGGAGAAAUCCAUUGUUUAA